UGACUCCUAUUACAUUUCCUGGUUCAGUCAACAGCGGCAGCGGCUCAGCUGCAGCGCUAACACCGUUCACAGAGCGUCACUGCCGGGUACUGGUCUCAACUUCUCUGCGCUGACUUAACACUCCAAACUACUAGGCAACCAUGACCCGAUGUGCUGCAUCUGUGUUGCUUCUCGCCUUUGGCGUCGUCUUCCAGCUGUCACACGGCCUUCAAGUCAAUGUCACAAACAGUGAGGGCAAGUUGUGUCUCUAUGCCAAUCUGAUGGUCAACUUCUCAGUCUCAUAUGAAGUAGCUGCUGAUAAGAAUGAAACAGCAGUGUUUCAACUUCCCGAUGAAGUAACAACAGUUGGAAGUCUAUGUGACAACAAUAGCUCAACACUGCAGCUCAACUUUGGAGACGGGCAUUUCUUGAGUGUGGAAUUCACCCUGAGUGGACUAAUGUACCAGGCAGACUCCAUCAUCUUUUCCUACAACCUCAAAGAUUCAUCCCUCUUUCCGAAAUCUAUUUCAAAUGAAACUGCAUCUGUGACCGUGAAGCCUCAGAUUACAGACAUAGGCCUGGAUACCUGCUACUCGUGCAAGAGUAAAGACACCAUCCUGUCUAGUUUGGUCAAUAUGACACUGUCUGAUGUACUCAUGCAGGCUUUUGUCAUUAAUGGCAGCAAGAGUGAUAAGAUAACGUCUUGCUCCGCUGAUGUACCCACAACCUCUGCUCCCCCAACCACUCACUCCACCAAUGUGACCACUGAAGCUCCUGUGACUAACACCACAACCACUGCCCCUCCUCCUACUACCACCCCAACCCCCACCCUCCCUACACCCUCCACUUGGACAUACAGCAUCGAUGCUGAAAACAGCACAGCUUGUCUGUUGGUCAAAUUUGGCCUGCGUAUUGGUUUCAAACAGGGAGAGACCUAUAAGGAGUUAAACCUGGAGCACAACAAGACCAAAGUCUCUGGAUUAUGUGGAGUCAACAGUAGCCAUCUGCAGUUGGCAUCAGACACAAUGAACCUCUCUUUCACCUUCACUAAUGAUAGCUCAAAAUUCAGACUACAUUCUCUCAACGUCACUGUAAACCCAAGCUCUGGUGGGGAGUUUAUUCAGUCGAAUUCUAACCUGAGUCUAUGGGAGGCAGCGAUUGGCAGCUCCUACAUGUGCAACAAAGAGCAGAACUACACCAUCACCAACCAGCUCAGCCUCUACACGUUCAACCUCCAAGUGCAGCCGUUUGGAGUCGUGAAGGGGGAUUUCAGUACAGCUGAGGAGUGCGUGUCCGACGUGGAGAGCUUCCUUGUUCCCAUAGCUGUCGGAGUUGCCCUGCUUGUUCUCAUUCUUAUCGUUCUGCUGGCCUAUUUCAUCGGGAGAAAGAGAAACAUGGCCACUGGCUACCAGUCUUUCCAGUGAAAUUGACCUCGUUUGAAUCACUGCAAAAAUGUGUUCGGGAAUCGCUGCUUGUUUGCUUUGCUUGCCUUUUUAACUAAGGAAAAAAAAUGACCAUGUGUCACAUUCAUGUUUCCAUGUGGUGUUUGGCGCUUUCGACUGCCUAAAUGUCUCAAAAGAAUUUGGUUGACUUUUUGGGAAAUAUGCAGAUUUAUUUACUUUUCUUGCAAUGAGGAGACCCUGAAAGUCACUGAGUAACAUUUUAUCUGUGGACUCCCUACAAAAUAUGAUGUUGUCAAAACUGGAAACUCAAUCCUGGUCCUCAAGUUUUUGGAUGUUUUCGUGCUCCAACACACACCUGAUUUAUAUAAAUGCUUCGUUACUAGGCUCUUGGGGAGCUUCUUGAUGAGCUAACCAUUUGAAUCUGGUUUAUUGGAAAACAUGCAGGGUAGUGGGGUCCCUGAGGACCACGACUGAGAACAAGUCUCCAAUCCCUGUUAAACCACAACCUGUCUCUGUUCCACUUAAUUACAGGUGGAUUUAAAGAGUUUUAACAUGUAAGUGUAAGCACUGACAGACAUUAGUUUAAUUCCGCCCAGUCUUACUCUUGGUACAAAAAGGAUUUUGUGUGUUUCCCAAAGUUUCAGCCUGUUUCUUUCAUACUCUUAGAGAAUGUCAUAUCCACUUCAUUUUCCUUUAUGUGCUGUUGUUGACCUUAAUCUGCACGACAUUUACGCUGUUAAUUCCAUUUCUUUUUGUAGGUCCUUGCUUCCUCUCCUGCGUCUCUGACCCUCCGUGUCCUCCUCUUAAGUCGUGUUUUCUGCUGACUAAACCACUAACCCGCUGUCUCUGUCUUCUCCUCUUUUCCUGUCUGUCAGCUGAGGAGUGCUUCGUGGACACUGAUUUGAGCUUUUUGGUGCCCAUUGCGGUGGGUGUGGCUCUCAGCUUCCUAAUCAUCCUUGUGCUUAUCUCUUACCUGAUUGGCCGGAGGAAGAGUCGCACUGGCUACCAGUCUGUAUAAGCCCAGCUGCUUCUGCCUCUUUACACCUUUACAACCCUCACAGCUUCUGAAAAGCUCCCUCCCGACCUCCCCCCCUGUCCACCAGUGCAUCAAAAGCAUCCCAAAAAAUGUUUUUUCCUGUUUCCUGUGAGGCGGCUACGUCUUCCUGAAAAAUAGCUUAUCUCUCGCACUCAAUUUUAAAUUUGUCACAGCAGCCACUCCGGUGGUUUCCUUUUGUUUUUCUUUGAUGCCAAUGACUGAAUCAAGUACCAAGACAUUUAUGAUCAAUACUGCACCAUUUGAUUAUAGAUAGCAUGUUUUUAAAAAAGUUAAAAUUACUGGCUGUGAGUAGCCGUCCACCUCCUUCCGGAGAGAGAGAGAGGCCUUUUCCGCCUCUCAGUUUCUGUGGUGUAUAAUAGUAUAUGUGUAAAUUUCUCUAUUGUAUAAAAUAAAUGACACUAUGAUGAACGUGAAUGUACAAGCAAGCAAAAAUGACCCACUAUUGUUAUCCAUAUCCCAGACGCCGCUGUAAUUUAUGUCUUUAACCGUCGCCAUUAUGUGAAUUUACAGCUAAAUCAAAACACUUUCACAAACUGAUGUGGAGUCACUUAAUUGUAGCUUGAGGAAAGGCACAGUUUAAGACACUUUAAGACCCAUUUUUGUUUUGUUUUUGCAAAUGUUUGAUGAGCUCAUGCUUCGAUCACUCGUGCUAGUCUAACACAUUUCUCAAAAAGGAUUUUAAUGUCCAUCUUUAGACUGGACUUGCUUUAGUUAAGUUUAAGAUUCAAGAGGUGUCUACAGUCCUACAUGGAAACAACUGGUGGGGAAAUCCAGGUAUUGAGCUCCUGUAGGCUGGAUAACCGUCUAGAGAGUUGUCAUGUGAAACACUGCACGUCGUUCACCCCGUGACACAGUUUCAGGUUGUAAAUCUCACCUGAGUCGAGGCGUGUGAGAGUGUCACCUAAGUGUCACCUGAGUGUUGGAGGGAGUUUCCCCUGCACUGUUCUGUGUGUGUGUGACUGUCGAUCCUUUAAUAGGAAGAGAUUCUGCAUUGUAGGCGGCCGAUAGUUGGCGUCUCUGUCGAGUGAUGGUUUCUUCAGGUUAAUGUCUUCUUUCUCUCCUCUGUACGGGAAUGUACACAUUCUGGCCAGGGAAGACAAAUGAUUAUUAGGAGAAGUGAAAAGAAGCCUGAGACAGUACAAUGCUGUCUUGAGCUCUCUUCCAAAAAAACACACACAGAGGACAACAGGGAUGGACCCCCCCACAGUAGCAGACGGUGUCCUCCAGGUGACCCUCUUUCACACCUGACAAACCUGAAUCUGGGUUAUAGUGGCCUGUAUUGUUUCUAGUCUAGACGGGUAUCUAGACCAGUGUUUCCCAACCCUGGUGUUUUAGACGUUGCCCUGCUACGACACACCUGAUUCAGAUGAACAGCUCGUUAUCAGGCAGAGCUUGAUGACGAGCGGACCAUUUGAAUCAGGUGUGUUGGAUCAGCAGGGAAGUGGGUCAGCGGUAGUGGGUCCCCGACGACCAGGAUUGCGAAACACUGACCUCUUAAAUUUGUUUUCAAAAUCCUGUGUCAUUUCAAAAUUGCUAAUAUAUUUCAUUGUGUUUGGGGUCGUGACUUUCACACCCAACAUUGCAUCACACGACGCUCCGUGUGUAAACGACACGAGGGAUAUUUACAGCGUGUGCAGGCCGCGUACGAAGAACGAGGAGUCCCACGUUUUCAACACUAAUGUCACUCAGCACUCGACAACGUUCACUUAACUACAUCUCCCUCCCCCUACAGUUCUGUGCCUUUCUGUUGUCUGCUGCUUGCUUGUGUCUUGUCUCCGUCUGAUCGAGAAUGUGAUAUGAUGAGCCUGUUUGACACGAGCAGGGGACAAAUUCAAUAAAGUUUUGUUCUUGUUUUA
Molecule: messenger RNA, 4295 nt
Organism: Solea senegalensis (Senegalese sole)
Lineage: Eukaryota; Metazoa; Chordata; Actinopteri; Pleuronectiformes; Soleidae
Gene: lamp2
Product: lysosomal-associated membrane protein 2
Exons: 9
Coding region: 141-1403 (420 amino acids)
Cellular component (GO): membrane
Source: RefSeq, a predicted model, not a curated record